AUCCACUUCGGGUUCGAAGUUUAUUUAAAGCGAGGAAAGUUUGCGUACUGCUGGGGACGAUUUUCCCCUCCGAUGCACAAUAAAAAUGAAGCAAAAUGGGAAAAUGACAGAACACCCAGGAUCAAAUCAGUGUUUGAGAAUAAUGUGGAGAUCUUGCAACCUAUGCAUGUGUCUCUUUUUUUCUCUAGCGAGCUAUGUACAGAUAAAUGAUCCCGACGCUGGCCUGUGGAUGGCUGCCUAUACGAUUCCCGCAGGUUUAUGCUUAUCGAUAAGCCUCAAUCCACACAUAACAGAGGCAUCGCUAUGGAGGAGGCUUGCAGAUCUUCACACGCUGAUUUCCGCAGCUGUGGCCUCCAUGUUGGGCUGGGUCCUUUACCAAAAACGCAUUAAGGAUGUCUUCCAGCAAGAGGAGGGAAGAGAAUUCUCUGGGCUGGUUUUGACGAUGGUCUGGCUCCUCCUGUGUAGGCACUCUGGGAGAAAUCCGAUUGGUGCUCUCAGAGUAUGCACUGCAACUGCCAUCACCGUCUUCCCCUUUGUGGCAUGGCUGUACUACUACAUCAACAAAGACCUGAGGUCUGCUUGGCCUGAACACUGCAAAACAGCUCUUUAGGCCAGCGGGACAAAAAUUAAAUACAUAAACUCUGAAACAGGCAAGGAAGAAAGAUUGUGACUGCCAUUAUCAACAAGGAUUAUUAUCUUUCCUAAUCACUUGUCAAUAAACCAAGUCACAGGAAGUACCAAAGAGCAACUGCCUGCUAAUUAAAAUGCACAGUGCCUGAUUUUUUUUGCAUUGGUCAGCAUUUUAGUAUACAAGUUGACCAGUAAAAUGAUCAACUGCCAGAAACUUCAAAUCAGUGGUUCCCACAUAAAGAGAGUCGGUUAAAGAGUGUAGUUCUUGUUCUGUGUAAUGAAUACCUGUAAUAUUGCCUACUCUCAAGUAAUUGCAAACAUUGUUUACAUGGCAGAUGUCUGUAUUCUGAAGUUCACAUAUUUUCUACUGUAAACUUUGCACAAUCUCUUCAGGUGGCUAGAGGCAUAUUUACUCAAUUAUGUGCUUAAAAGCACAAUAGCAGAUCUCUAGUCAGUGUUAAGAACCCGAAACAACCUGGAGCAGAUUCUUUAUUCAAUUAUUUUUUUCUUGAGGUUUUGAGAAAUGUUCAAAACAAGUUAAAAUAAAGGACACCUUGCAAUAA
Anguilla anguilla (European eel) is the source of this 1193-nucleotide messenger RNA. It is a transcript of the gene tmem220, whose product is annotated as transmembrane protein 220. The coding region runs from base 86 to 610 and encodes 174 amino acids. Lineage: Eukaryota; Metazoa; Chordata; Actinopteri; Anguilliformes; Anguillidae. The record is from RefSeq and is a predicted model, not a curated record. The transcript has 6 exons.